Messenger RNA from Parastagonospora nodorum SN15, 885 nucleotides. RefSeq lists its product as hypothetical. The record is from RefSeq and is a predicted model, not a curated record. Gene Ontology annotation, cellular component: anaphase-promoting complex. Gene Ontology annotation, biological process: anaphase-promoting complex-dependent catabolic process. Bases 1 to 885 code for a protein of 294 amino acids. The transcript has 2 exons. Lineage: Eukaryota; Fungi; Ascomycota; Dothideomycetes; Pleosporales; Phaeosphaeriaceae.
AUGCUGUCACUACCAAUGAUCCCACCGCACGAAAACACAAUCGAGCAGCGCAAACUAAACGUCCGCCGCUUCGGCGCCGGCUGGAUCCGGCCCCCAGGCGUCCAGAAGACGCUCCAAGCCACGCAAGACGAGCAGCUCGAAAAAGAAGAGCAGGAAAUGAUGCAGCGCCGCGAACAAGUCAUGAUGGACCUGGCUGCUGCGCAACAAGAUGCCGCCAAUGCCGAGGCGCGUGAGGAAGGCGAGGAGAUGGGCGAGGAUGACGAAGAGCAGCGCGAUCUUGAUGACGAAGUGCCCGAAGCGGAAGCUAGCGAUGCGUCGAGCUCUGAUGAGGAACCGAGUGAUAGUGAGGAGGAGAACGAUACUACUGUGCCGUUUAACGAGGACUCGUUUAUUGAGGGCAGCAUGCUUGAGGCCGAGGUCAGUCAUAUGCUCGAGAUGGAAGAGGCGGAGAUGGCGGGCGUGUUGCAGGAUGAGCGCGAUUUAGACGACGAUGUUCCUGAGGCGGGCGAGUAUGAGCACACGGAUUCGGAGCUGGAGGACGACAGCGAUGAGGAUGAUACAGGGCGCAUACAGGGUCUGAGUUCUGCGCGGAGUCGGCGGAGUCGAAGGGUGAGCGGUAUGAGUAGGAGGACGAGUGGGCGGAGGAGUUCUGGGCUGCCGAGUGGGUUUUCGGGCGCGCAGCCUGCUGGGCCGUCGAUGGGGGUUGUCCGGGGGAUCGAUCUUGGUGUGGACCUGGGGAAUGGAAGGAGUAGCUUUGGGAUGGAUGGCAGCAGUUCGAUCAUGGAGGGGAGCUCGUUCUUGAGGAGUUCACCGGCUGCUGCUGCUUCGAGGGGAAGUUUACGAGAUCGGUUCUUGGGCGCUGCGAGGGGUGGGAGGAGAGGAUGA